AUGUCAUUGGUGCAAGGUCUCCGGUCAACUGCAGGAUCAACACCGGUUGCGGCCAUCUUGGAUCUCCCCUGCCAGCUGGCUGAGCUAGCCACAGCUGUGACCGAAAAGGUGCACUUCCCCAAAGAGUGCCAGGAGCAGGAUCUGUACCAGCCGCCAGGCGCCUUCAUUGCCAAUGUCCCUUGCCGAUGA
Fonticula alba is the source of this 189-nucleotide messenger RNA. RefSeq lists its product as hypothetical. The record is from RefSeq and is a predicted model, not a curated record. The transcript is spliced from 2 exons. The coding region runs from base 1 to 189 and encodes 62 amino acids. Lineage: Eukaryota; Rotosphaerida; Fonticulaceae.